CCGUAGAAAAGAGCCCGGUAUGAAUCAGUGAGAUUGUUUCCUGUUUUUCACUUUAAACUAACAGAGUUUCUGUGGUAGGCUUUGGACGACAUGCCGGCAAUACUGAGCUCUAGACCUCAGACAGGUCUUUCUUUCCUGGCACCAGAACCAGAGGAUCUUGAGGACCUUUACAGCAGAUACAAGAAGCUUCAGCAGGAGCUGGAGUUCCUGGAAGUGCAGGAGGAGUACAUAAAAGAUGAACAGAAGAACCUGAAGAAAGAAUUCCUCCAUGCCCAGGAGGAGGUGAAGAGGAUACAGAGCAUCCCACUCGUCAUUGGCCAGUUUCUGGAAGCUGUUGACCAGAACACCGCCAUCGUUGGCUCCACUACAGGGUCCAACUACUAUGUGCGCAUCCUGAGCACCAUCGACAGAGAGCUGCUGAAACCCAACGCUUCAGUUGCCUUGCACAAGCACAGCAACGCCCUGGUAGAUGUGCUCCCUCCUGAAGCUGACAGCAGCAUCAUGAUGCUGACGUCAGACCAAAAACCAGAUGUGAUGUAUGCUGACAUUGGUGGUAUGGACAUCCAGAAGCAGGAAGUCAGAGAAGCAGUGGAACUGCCACUUACACACUUUGAGCUCUACAAACAGAUUGGCAUUGACCCACCCAGGGGUGUCCUUAUGUACGGACCUCCAGGAUGUGGUAAGACCAUGUUGGCCAAGGCUGUGGCACACCACACUACAGCUGCUUUCAUCCGUGUGGUGGGCUCUGAGUUUGUUCAGAAGUAUUUGGGUGAAGGCCCUCGUAUGGUGCGUGAUGUCUUCCGGCUGGCGAAGGAAAAUGCACCUGCCAUAAUUUUCAUUGAUGAGAUUGAUGCUAUCGCCACCAAGCGUUUUGAUGCACAGACUGGAGCUGACAGGGAAGUGCAGAGAAUCUUACUUGAGCUGCUUAAUCAAAUGGACGGCUUUGACCAGAAUGUCAAUGUCAAGGUGAUCAUGGCCACCAACAGAGCAGACACACUGGACCCGGCCCUGCUCCGUCCUGGUCGUUUGGACAGAAAGAUUGAGUUCCCCCUGCCCGACCGCAGGCAGAAACGUCUCAUUUUCUCCACCAUUACCAGUAAAAUGAACCUCUCCGAGGAGGUGGACCUGGAGGACUAUGUGGCCAGACCAGACAAGAUCUCUGGGGCUGAUAUAAACUCCAUCUGCCAGGAGGCUGGCAUGUUGGCAGUGCGGGAGAACAGGUAUAUCGUCCUGGCCAAAGACUUCGAGAAGGCUUACAAGACUGUCAUCAAAAAGGAUGAGCAGGAGCACGAGUUCUACAAGUAGAGACAAAAUACAUUGAGAGAAAAAGGUGUCCAGACACACAAGUUUGUUAUUGAUUUACGUCUCCGUGUCUGUAUCUACAGUGUGUCUUUUGUGGAUUUUCAGUCCCUGACCUGCAUUGAUUUUUGGACUAAAUUUACUGCAGCACACAAGGUCUAAUGUCAGAUAAGCCCUCUGUCUCCAGCCUUGAGAAGACACACUACCAUGUGAUGGAGUGUUUUUUGUACAGGCACUCUUCUGGUUCCUUAAAAAUAUCUGGCCCUGACCGUAGCUAGGAUAGAACAUUUGUAUCUAUAUGUACUCACUUAACAGGACAUUACUUAUAAAAAAUCCAUUAAAGUUUUCCAUAAAAAAAGGAAAAUGGUGGUCAUUGUUUUUCUCCCUUGAAAUAUGUUUUUUAAUAGAAGAUACUCAAUUAUAAAACUAACUGCUGAGUUGUUCUUGUUAUCUUUAUUGUUGGAUUAAUUGAUACUAAUUAACUGACAGAAAAUCAAUUGGCACCUAAUGUGAUCACUUAGUUAAACAUUUAAGUAAAUUUUUUAAGCAAAACGGACAAAAAUUCACUGGUUCAAGUUUGUCUAAUGUGAAUAUUGGCUGUUUUUCUCAAGCUUCUAUGAUGUUAAACUAAAAUGUGUUUUGAAUUGAAAUGUUAUGGACCAAAUGAUUAAGAAAAAGAAUAAUCAACAGAUUCAUUGAAAAAGAAAAUCAUUAGUAGCAGACCUAAUUGUGAUUAAAU
Molecule: messenger RNA, 2038 nt
Organism: Seriola dumerili (greater amberjack)
Lineage: Eukaryota; Metazoa; Chordata; Actinopteri; Carangiformes; Carangidae
Gene: psmc4
Product: proteasome 26S subunit, ATPase 4
Exons: 11
Coding region: 91-1305 (404 amino acids)
Biological process (GO): proteasome-mediated ubiquitin-dependent protein catabolic process
Cellular component (GO): proteasome regulatory particle, base subcomplex
Molecular function (GO): ATP binding; proteasome-activating activity; ATP hydrolysis activity
Source: RefSeq, a predicted model, not a curated record